Cimex lectularius (bed bug) is the source of this 1334-nucleotide messenger RNA. RefSeq names its product malate dehydrogenase, mitochondrial-like. The transcript is spliced from 7 exons. Gene Ontology annotation, biological process: tricarboxylic acid cycle; malate metabolic process. NCBI's taxonomy places the organism in Eukaryota, Metazoa, Arthropoda, Insecta, Hemiptera, Cimicidae. The record is from RefSeq and is a predicted model, not a curated record. Gene Ontology annotation, cellular component: mitochondrion; cytoplasm. Bases 150 to 1160 code for a protein of 336 amino acids. Gene Ontology annotation, molecular function: L-malate dehydrogenase (NAD+) activity.
GACUGACACUCGUCUUCCAGGUUUUUCGACGUGCUGAGAAGUUUUCACUUCCACUUUCGGCAGUGUUAACAGUCCUCGUCAGACAGAUCGUGUACACCGCAGAACGUCUCUUGCAGACCACCUUAUUUCUUUCAGUUCACGAGUAAAAAAUGUUCCACAGCACCAAUAUCUUGAAACAAUUUUCAACCCAGCUGAGGCAGUUAUCGACAACUUCGCCGAAAAAUGUCAAAGUGGCUGUGUGCGGAGCGAGUGGCGGAAUUGGUCAGCCUCUUGCGCUUCUGUUAAAACAGUCUCCUCUUGUGACAAAAUUAUCUUUGUAUGACAUUGUUCACACUCCAGGGGUGGCAGCGGAUUUGAGCCACAUAGAUACCGAUUCUACAACUAGUGGGUUUAAUGGACCAGAAAAAUUAAAGGAUGCAUUAGAGGGCAUGGAAGUAGUUAUUAUUCCUGCUGGUGUACCAAGAAAACCUGGAAUGACAAGAGAUGACUUAUUUAACACAAAUGCAAGCAUUGUCCGCGAUUUAGUAGAAGCCUGUGCAAAAUAUUGCCCAAAAGCACUUCUUGGCAUUAUUUCCAAUCCUGUAAAUAGCACAGUGCCAAUUGCUUCAGAAGUUCUGAAGAAAGCUGGCGUUUAUGAUCCAAAAAGAGUUUUCGGAGUAACUACUUUAGAUGUGGUCAGAGCAAAUACUUUCGUUGCUGAGGCAAAGAAACUAAACCCUCAAGAAGUUCAUGUACCAGUUGUCGGAGGACAUUCCGGUGUAACUAUCAUGCCACUUAUCUCACAGGCAAAACCUUCAGUGUCCUUUACUGAUAGUGAAUUAGCCAAGCUUACAGCUAGAAUUCAGGAUGCUGGAACAGAAGUUGUACAAGCAAAAGCAGGAGCUGGUUCGGCAACUUUAUCAAUGGCUUAUGCUGGAGCUAGGUUUGCAUUUUCACUUUGCAAAGCGCUCAAUGGUGAAAAGAAUGUCGUCGAAUGCUCCUUCGUUGCUUCAGAUGUUACAGAAGCCAAAUAUUUUUCCACACCUCUAGUACUUGGUAAAGAGGGUGUUGUUCAGAACUUGGGUCUUGGCAAGUUGUCAAGCUACGAAGAGGAUUUGCUAAAAAACGCGCUGCCAGAGCUCAAGAAAAAUAUUGAAAAAGGUGAACAGUUCGUCAAAUAAAGUGGAAUUUUUUUGACACCAAUACAAAUAGAGAUUAUUAAAUUGAAAAUUUUGUUUCUUUAAAAGAAUAAAAAUAGUGCUAAGUCAAACAAUUGUAUAUAUCGAUGAAAUAUUGUACACCAAUUUGAUACACACAUUCCUUCCAGAAAAAUUAAAGAAACUAUUUCUCAGAAA